AUGAUUCAAAAGCUUUUGCACGACUUUUUUCAAUGGUAUUCGAAACUGAGAAGAUCAUUGAAUGUCACCGAGGAAUCUGAACUUUUUAAACCAGAGGGGAUUUUCCCGCUUGAAUCUUUGCCUAAUGAGUUAUUGGUGAAAAUCUUUAAGAAUAUUACUCACAAAGAUGAUCUGCAAAACCUCUGCCUUACUUCAAGAAAGCUUAACAAUUUAAUCGAUGAAUUUGUUGAGCAUUUUGUCCGCAUCAAGGAGAAUUAUUUGCUACAAAUUGAAGAUGAAAUCCGCUUCGUUUACACAAAAGAGCUCUCGGUGGUCAGCAACUCUAAAUGGGAAUCGUUGCAUCAAUUAGAAGAAAGCCUUAGAGAAUUCUUAUAUCUCGCAAAUACGGAUUGGACAGUAAUCAACUUUAGCAAGAAAACAAUUUUCCCGAAAGAGAUUGUCUCAAAACUGGCCGAUAUUUGUCGCACUUCUCGUUGUCUAUUCGAACAAGUGCGGAUCGAUAUUUGGAGUGAUUUUCAAGUUGAAGAUGAGGAAUUGAAUGAACUGAUCUGGGCAAUGAAACCUCGAACUCUUCAAGUGAACUUUCACGGUUGUUCGGGUCUGAUCAGGCUUCCUAGCUCUACCACGAAAUUCAAUGGCACCAAUUGUUAUAUUGAUUUUCAUCAAAAUGCUCGAAUUCGAGGAUUUAGAGUGGAACACCUGUUGAAUGCCGCUCAAGUCAUCGAGCAACUGCAACAAGGCAGCAUCAAUCUCGAGAAGUGUCAACGAUUUCAUUUCUAUACGGGAAACACUUUUGAACUUCCCAGAGAAAACGAAUGGACCAUUUCCUUAUCAAAUCCUGAAAGAAAGCUUUGGAAAAAAGUCAACUCAGAACUAGAAAUUUUACUAUCAGGUGAGAUU
Molecule: messenger RNA, 900 nt
Organism: Mesorhabditis belari
Lineage: Eukaryota; Metazoa; Nematoda; Chromadorea; Rhabditida; Rhabditidae
Source: the annotation of a GenBank genome assembly